CUCCAGCUCCUUCCCAUGUGCUGGUGGCAUCCAUGUUUGCCUAAGGCACUUAGUUACUUCUUCAUCCAUAGGACUAUAGGACCCUGGAUCUCUCCAGGGAAAUGUCCUACGCCAUGAACACCAACAAACCGGAAGAGAAUAGUUCUGAAGGAGAUGCAGGGAAACUCGAGUGGAAACACAAGGUCAAAGAUGAGUUCAAAGACAUUUCCAUAUACUUCUCCAAAGAAGAAUGGGCAGAGAUGGGAGAGUGGGAGAAAAUUCGCUAUAGAAAUGUGAAAAGAAACUAUAAAAUGCUGAUUUCUAUAGGUCUCAGAGCCCCUAGACCAGCUUUCAUGUGUUACCAAAGGCAAGCAAUCAAGCCCCAGAUAAAUGACAGUGAAGAUUCUGAUGAAGAAUGGACACCUAAGCAGCAAGUCAGUCCUCCUUGGGUGCCUUUCCGGGUGAAGCACAGUAAACAACAGAAGGAAUCACCUAGAGUGCCAUUAAGCGGUGAAUCUAAUGUGAAGGAAGGGUCUGAAAUAGAAAACUUGCUGAAUACAAGUGGCUCAGAACAUGCCCAGAAACCAGUGUCUUCCCCUGAAGAAGGAAAUACCUCCGGACAGCACUCUGGAAAAAAAUUGAAACUCAGGAAAAAGAAUGUUGAAGUGAAGAUGUAUAGGCUGCGAGAGCGAAAGGGACUUGCAUAUGAAGAGGUCAGCGAGCCCCAGGAUGAUGACUACCUCUAUUGUGAGAAGUGCCAGAAUUUCUUCAUCGACAGUUGUCCCAACCAUGGGCCUCCUUUAUUUGUAAAAGAUAGCGUGGUGGACAGGGGGCAUCCCAACCACUCAGUCCUCAGUCUGCCCCCUGGGCUGAGAAUUGGUCCAUCAGGCAUCCCUGAAGCUGGACUUGGAGUAUGGAAUGAAACAUCUGAUCUACCAGUGGGUCUGCACUUUGGCCCCUAUGAAGGCCAGAUCACAGAGGAUGAAGAGUCAGCUAACAGUGGAUACUCCUGGCUGAUUACCAAGGGAAGAAACUGCUAUGAGUAUGUGGAUGGACAGGAUGAGUCCCAGGCCAACUGGAUGAGGUAUGUGAAUUGUGCCCGGGAUGAUGAAGAGCAGAACCUGGUAGCCUUUCAAUAUCACAGGAAAAUCUUCUAUCGAACCUGCCGUGUUAUCAGACCAGGUUGUGAGCUUCUGGUCUGGUAUGGGGAUGAGUACGGCCAGGAGCUGGGUAUUAAGUGGGGAAGCAGAAUGAAGAAAGGAUUCAUAGCAGGAAGAGGUAGGCACUACUAUGAUUCCUUAAAAAAGAAAGAGAAGAGGGAAUUCUCCUUGAGAAUUUUCAUUUUCUAA
Molecule: messenger RNA, 1328 nt
Organism: Grammomys surdaster
Lineage: Eukaryota; Metazoa; Chordata; Mammalia; Rodentia; Muridae
Product: histone-lysine N-methyltransferase PRDM9-like
Exons: 9
Coding region: 102-1328 (408 amino acids)
Biological process (GO): regulation of DNA-templated transcription; positive regulation of reciprocal meiotic recombination
Cellular component (GO): nucleus
Molecular function (GO): recombination hotspot binding; histone H3K4 methyltransferase activity; protein binding
Source: RefSeq, a predicted model, not a curated record